UAGAUACUGGUAGCUUGUCAAUCCCCUCCCUGACCCCGGAGAGAUGGCUUGUAUUGUAGCCCACAGAACGUCGAUGAUGCAUUCAUUGUUCAUGACCCCAAACUCUGCAAACGGGAUUUGUUCGGUACUGUGUGAUCUACACUGCCUAUUACUAGUAUAUUAGGCUACAGUCAGUACAGGAAAUAAUGUCACAGUCACACUCACAGUGUACUCAUUUGCCAUGUUUUGGGUGUUUUCGUCGUGAAGAGAACUGACAUGCUGCUUUCCUCAACUCAUUCUAUCCUGUUACUAAUACUAGAAUCUGGUUGAUAGUCGUUCUCUAGCUCUGCUUGAAUUUUUCUGUGAUGUAACGGGGACAUUUUGAAGGAUAGCUGAAAGUUUUGCCCACACCGGGAGAGCCCUGGCCCUGUCGUGCUGCUAGCUGCAGAGCGCGUAAAUACGAAAUAAUUGUCUAGAAGUAAUGCCAAUCGUCCACAGCUCCCAUGCACUCUUGGUGACACGCUAGUUCAUUGUGGAAAGAAGUCACGUUCACUGGCUUGGUUUCUUGCAAGCACCAGCGAAUGGCAGCGAUUACACGUUGUGUUUUUGCAAAGGAGAGUAUACGAAUGACGCAGAAGUCUCUCAGUUUGUUACCUGGUGUCGUGCGUCGCUCAGCAAGCUUUGACUAGCCUGAAACUGAGAUUCUAAUUGAAAGUGUCUUUCUUGAGUAAAAGAAGAUCAUGAUGCCUAGUUCUAUAUCUGUGGAUGUCAAGCUGCGAGACUUGCCAUACUCCGUCAGGGGCAGCCUAGCACGCUGUUUGGAUCGACACGCUAAGAACGACUGGAGAGCGUUAUCCAGCAAGCUGUACCUGGCUGAUGCUACAGUUCGGAGGAUGGAGCUUGGCAUGAUGAGUGGCUCCAGUCCAACCAUCUCCUUGCUGAAAGAAUAUGAGAAAUUGAACCCAACUGCACCGGUCAGCCAGUUGUUCAUUAUACUUGGCCAGAUAGAGCAAGGCGAAGGAAUGCUCAUAUUGGCGGAAUAUGUAUCUGCGACCUUGCAUCAAUUGAUUCCAGAACAUUUCCGACAUAGGUUACCUCCACAACCUCGCAGGCAAGGCUCAGGACAUAGGCACCCUAAGCUGGACCGGCACGUUCAUCGUGAGCAGUUUGCACAGACUGCCCAGACUGCCCAGAACAUUGGACAAACACAGCAGGCCAAGAUCACGGCCAGUGGUCCUCGCAAACAAGUGGAAGAACACCCUGCUGCUGAGGGUAAUGGGUCAAGCGGCUGCACUGGUUCUUGGCCCGGCGCGGUUACCUCCCCACACCCAGAGACCGGUGAUGGGUAUAGUGGGAUGGCAGAGCAAGAUGGUUGCAGUGCUAGUGAUACGGACGUCUAUCUUACAGAACAGGCUAGUGCCAGCCUUUCCGAGUAUCCAGAGCAUCCGUAUGAAUCUGAAGUAUCUUCUGCCGAGGAUCAGCAUGGACUUGAGAUGGGUCCAACACGAGUUGAUCUACGCGGUAGCUGUAGUCCAGCAGAGAACGGAUCUAUGCAAUCGCUUCGGGAUCUAACAAACCAACGAAAGGAAAGACUGUGGCAGAAAGCAAGACCAGCAGCUACGUAUGCAGGCAGUGUGAAGAGCGACACACUGAUAAUGCCCCCUCUGCCUGCGACUGGAUCGAUAGCGCACCAACCUCAUGUAGCGACAGGAGCAGCAGCAUCGUAUUCUGUGGCAGAAAACCAGCACAGUGCUGAUGUCACCCGCCAUCAGUCGAUGGUAGGAAGUUCAAACGGCCAACCAGCACAUGGUAUGGCUAUGUCUAGUGUUACAUAUACUGCUCCCAGGGUGAAUGCCAGUAGUGUACACGCUACGGAAAGCGCUUGGCAUGCCACUGGUUCAAGUCAUCAAACUGUGACGUCCUCUCAAGGAAAGAUUCCUGACUUGGACAAGUUAGUAUUUCCGCCCAUACCUCACCCUAUGAUGAAUUCAGUAAAUGCAGGUAUGCCGCCGGGUGACGAUCCAGCACCAAGUACACCGCCUUGUCGUGAUCUAACACCAACUAAGCUACCCGGUCAUGAUCCAAAGCCAAGUGAACCACCUCAACCUACCGCGCCAGACAGGAAUCGCUUCAGUACAGUUCCGGAUGAACGGGAGAGAGAGCCGUCACCUAUUGGUGCACAGCAAAUGACAAGUUGGCCUUAUGCUGAUCUCUAUAAACUGACCAAAGGUUUUGACUCGAAGAAUUCUGAGUUUGUCCUGGGACAAGGCGGAUUUGGGACGGUGUAUAAGGUCUAUCUUCAUGGACAUCAUUGUGCAGUCAAGAGGCUUUGCCUGCAGGCGUCUGGAGAUAUGCCACUGCAAGGAUUUCAGAGUAUGAGUGAAUUUGCACGGGAACUAGAAACGCUCAUGGUAAUCCGCUGCAGCUACCUUGUGAUGUUGAUGGGCUACUGUGAGGACGGCCCUGAGCCCUGCCUUGUCUACGAAUACAUGGAAAAUGGCUCAUUGGCCGCUUGGCUCUUUGAAAUGCACGAGCCACGGCAGAUCUACGGACCACUUACUGGAGCAGAACGUUUGGACAUUGCUAGCGAUACUGCCAAGGCCUUGCGCUACCUGCAUAACAUGCCAAGAGAUCCCGUAAUCCACUGCAAUGUGAAGAGCUCCAACAUCCUGAUUGGCGAGCACAAGAAUGCAAAACUGGCCGACUUUGGCCAUGUCCGGCACCUGUCCUCGUCACCACAAGGCCGCACAGCCCUCUCCACCAGAUCCAAAUACUCACAAGUAGCAAGCACGUACAUGGAUCCAGACGUGUUCCUCAUCAGGAAACUUGAUCCCAAAGUUGACAUCUACGGCUUUGGCGUGGUUCUGCUUGAGAUGAUCACGGGCAGAAAGGCGUUCGAUGAGGCACACCCACACUCAGACUUGAUUCUGGAAACAGAGGAAAUCCUCAGUGACAGGAACAUGAAUGUCCAGUGUCAAGAGCGCUUCCUCAGCAUGUGCGAUGAGUUUAUUCAGCGUGACCUCAUCGUCGAAGAGUUACUUGAGUUUGGAGACUUGACAUCGAGCUGUCUUGACGAUCGCAUGGCUAGACCCGAUUCUAAGGAUGUGGAUGGGAAGCUGAAUGAACUGCGUGAUAUGGUCAAGUUGAGGUAUUUACAGCUAGACAUGUAGUCUGGAGCUGCUCCAUAUGGUCAAGUUGAGAUAUUUACAGCUAGACAUGUAAUCUAAUGCUACACAAUAAUGGUGAAGUUGAGAUCAGUGUUGCAAGCUAGACUUGUAAUCUGGUGCUACAUAAAAGCGAGUACAGCCCUAUAAUUAUCAAUUACAUUUGCCAUAGCCUGCUCUUGAUCUGUAGCCAAACAUCAUUUGCCCACGGGAUGAUUACCUUUUUGGCUUACUUUGAGGACCGCGCUGCAACGCACAUCUGCACAUGUUUCCUGCAAUGACACCAGUGAGUCUUAUUAGAAUUGUAACUUAUGUUGCACCGUUAGGCGCUGCAUCUGCCGCUAGGGUUUAUCGAGUGUUAGCGGCCGUCGUGAGUUCCCUUCGGGAAUGGAUACGAUAAUUUACUUUUUUACUUUUAUUGCCAGCUGCAAGUAAGAAAGGUAACCUUAGCACUGAUCUAGAGCCAAGCCAGCUGGUUGCAAGCAGCACAUACUGCAACUUGCUUUGUUUAUUCGGCCCUCAGCCCCACGCAUAUGCCUUGAGCGGCCACCUUUGCAUUUCUUGCAGGUGUGUUGGUGCGUUUUUAUCCCUUUUCUUGUAUGUUGAGAUUUGCAGUCUUGUACACUGCCGAUAUAAUUGCAUUACCCAGAUUUCCAGAUUUCCAGCAGCAAUAGCAGCUUAUCAGUUAAACUCUCUAGUAUCUUGUGUGCACGCAAACAACUUCCCUUGAAUCCUUUUCGGUAACCACCAUCAACAUUUCAUUUUAUCAUGUUAUUCUGAUGUUUGUUUGUUCCGCCCA
Molecule: messenger RNA, 3942 nt
Organism: Sycon ciliatum
Lineage: Eukaryota; Metazoa; Porifera; Calcarea; Leucosolenida; Sycettidae
Product: cyclin-dependent kinase 12-like
Exons: 11
Coding region: 720-3149 (809 amino acids)
Biological process (GO): protein phosphorylation; signal transduction
Cellular component (GO): plasma membrane
Molecular function (GO): ATP binding; protein binding; protein kinase activity
Source: RefSeq, a predicted model, not a curated record